This is a messenger RNA of Mercurialis annua (annual mercury), 1545 nucleotides long. RefSeq lists its product as uncharacterized. The record is from RefSeq and is a predicted model, not a curated record. Lineage: Eukaryota; Viridiplantae; Streptophyta; Magnoliopsida; Malpighiales; Euphorbiaceae. The transcript is spliced from 2 exons. The coding region runs from base 1 to 1545 and encodes 514 amino acids.
AUGAAUAACGAGGGAAACAAUUAUGAUGAAGAGGAGAGGUUCAAUCCUCUAAUGGAUGGAGGGGAACAACAAUAUCCACCCGCUCCUCCAUUAGGGAAUGUGAACCGACCAAGGCAACAAAACCACCCAAGGGAUGAUCGACCUCAAGUGCACCCACAAGUACAAAACCAACAAAGACAAACGUUGGGCGAGUUUUUCUUGCCGGAUGUGGACAAUGCCACUUUCGGAUGCUUUGCAAUGCCGGUUCAAGCGACAACUUUUGAGAUCAAGCCUAGUAUAAUUCAACUUUUGGAAAACCGUUGUGCCUUCUUUUGGGUGAGUCACGAGGAUCCUAAUGAGAACAUCGCCAAGUUUUUAGGUGUUCUAAACACAUUCAAGCUUCAUGGGAUAACGGCAGACCAAAUUAAGCUUCGGAUGUUCCCCUUCUCCUUGAGGGACAAAGCUAGCAUAUGGCUACAUUCUCUACCAAAUCAGUCCAUUCACAAUUUGAGGGAGUUAGCUCAAGCUUUCCUCAACAAGUACUUCUCCCAUGGCAAGACUACCAAGUUAACAAAAGACAUACUCGAGUUUGUCCAAUUCGAAGGGGAGUCGCUUCAUGAAGCUUGGGAACGCUUCAAGGAUCUUCAAAGAAGUGUUCCACAUCACCGGCUUAAUAGAGAGCAUGUUAUCCAAAUUUUCUAUGAUGGGACAACCAUUACUACUCGAGCUACUAUUGAUGCGGCUUCGGGCGGUUUGCUUAUGCAAAAGACUUAUGAAGAAGCUCUUGAAUUGGUGGAGAAAUUAGUCGUGGUUAGUAGUACUUGGGGUCCUAUGGAUAGAAGAGCGUCACCUAGUCAAAAGUCGGUGAUGAUUCUUGACCAAGUGAGGGAAAUGGAGGCCAUAAAAGCAACAAACGCUUCACUUCAAGCUCAAGUGGACGCCCUCAAGAAACAAGUUGCUCCAAGAAACGCACCGGUGGCUUAUGUUCAAGUGGGAUGUGAAUUUUCUGGGGAUUACAACCACUCGGGGGGAGAAUGCCUAGUAACGGGGCAAGUCUUAAGUGAGCAAGUAAACUACAUGGGGAGUCAAAUGCAAGCUAGUGAUCCUUAUUCCAACACCUAUAACCCCAGGUGGAGAAAUCACCCAAAUUUUGGAUGGAGAAACCAAGAAGGUCAAGGCAAUGCUCAAGCGCCUCAACAAGCGGGACAAAACUUUCAAGGAGGGAAUCGACCACCACAACAUCAAGGGAACAAUUUGGGCAAUCGACCUCCACACCCUCCCGGGAGGCCUCAAGGGGGAUUGCCCUCCACUACAGAAACUAAUCCUAGAGAGCCCGUGAGAGCCAUCAAAGUUGUGGAGCUUCAAAGCGGGAGAAACCUUGAGAAAGCCAAUGGGAAGAAACAUGUGGUAGAAGAGGAAGAGCCACAAAUUAUGAUUGAUGUUGCAAGCUCUAGUCAAGAACUACCUAGGAUUGUGGGGAGGUGGCUAUUGAUGUCGAAGAACCAUAUGUUAGACCACCACCACCUCCAUCUUUUGUGCCUAAAGUUCCAUUCCCAAGCCGGUUAA